Molecule: messenger RNA, 2782 nt
Organism: Cygnus atratus (black swan)
Lineage: Eukaryota; Metazoa; Chordata; Aves; Anseriformes; Anatidae
Gene: CCDC13
Product: coiled-coil domain containing 13
Exons: 14
Coding region: 127-1986 (619 amino acids)
Biological process (GO): cytoplasmic microtubule organization; non-motile cilium assembly
Cellular component (GO): centriolar satellite
Source: RefSeq, a predicted model, not a curated record
GCCCGCCCGUUGCUAUGGCAACCGUGUGAGGCCGCGGCCUAGCCGGGAGCCUGAAGCCUGGGCCCGGGCUUUGCUCCGGGGGCGCCGCCGCCGGGCUGGGGGCUGCGGGGGGCGGCGUAGUAAACCAUGGAGUCAGACAUCAAAGCACAGGAGCAUUUUAAAAGCCAGUUUAAGGCUCUUCAGGAACAACAGCAAAGAAAGCUGCAGAAUCUAAUGGAGAGGAAAAAGGACAAGCAGAGCAGUCAGAAGGUUAACAAUGGCAAUGCGAAGGAGACUUUCGGCAUCCCGAAUGAUCUAAACCUGUUUGAAACAGAACAACCUGUAACUGAAGAUGACAGCAAAAGGUUGCUUGAAGUUGAGAACGAGCAGCUUCAGGAUCAGCUUCGAGAGGUCCGGGAUGAGAACUGCAGGCUGUACAAACUGGUGAAAGAGAAAGAGUUUGAAAUAAAGCAACUCCAGAAAAAAAUGCAGGAGGACAGAUUGGCUUUGUCAGGGACGUCUGGUUUAGCGGGGGACGUUGCCGCUGCUAAAAUCGUUGAACUGGCCAAAAAGAAUCGUGAGAUAACUGCCGAGACUGAGAGCGAAAAAGCCAAAGUGAAGCAACUGAAUAACAAAGUCAAAGAGCUGGAGAGAGAACUACAGACAGCUGUGGAAAAAAUACAUUCUCUUGGUGGUGAUGAUGCAGGAAUCAAGCAGUCAACUCUGAAGAAGAUAGAAGGAAACUUGGCUGAGAGUCCAGAGGUGAAAGCAUUGCAAGAAAAAUUAACCACGGCCAACUUUAAAGUGAUGGAGUACCGUAACCAACUCCAGUCUGCAAAGCAGGAACUGAAGAUGACGCAAAAGCUUUUAGCAAAUGAAGUUGGCGAAGAUGUGAAUAUUCAAAGUCUCUUGACCAAUUCUGGCAGCUGGCGUGGACGAGCCCAGCAAAUUCUUGUUCUCCAAAGCAAGGUUCGAGAGCUGGAGACUCAGCUGGGUCAAACCAAGAGCAGAACAUCACUGAGUGAAAUCGAUGAGGAACUGCUGGCACUGACUGAUCCGAGGAAGCUGUCAGCCCAAGAGAAGAACUUGCUGAAGAUUCGCAGCUUGGAAAAAGAAAAGAAAGAAGCCUUGGAGAAACUCACUGGGGAACACGAGGCUCUCCAAAAAAAUCACGAGGAAGUGAAAAAAAAACUCGACGCAUCAAAAGCCAGGAACAAAGUGCUGUGCGGCGAAGUGAAAACCCUGAAGGGACAGAUUGUAACCCUGCUGGAGAAAGGAAAACACGAUGAUGAGCUCAUAGAUGCCUUACUGAGUCAGCAGAAGCAAAUGCAGGAGAUCUUAAAGCACCUGAGCCAGCAGAAUGAGAAGAACAAGGAGUCCCAGCAGAUGCUAGGGCAGCACUUGAACAACGAGGCUCAGAAGCAAAACUGCCUUAUAGAGCAGCUCAGACAGCUGGUGGCUGAACGAGAGGCAAAAGUUAAAGAGCUGGAAGAGGAGAUUGGGCAACUCACGCUCCAGAAGAAAUCUGCCCAUCAAGGGGACGAUCCAGGAGCUGCUGUUGUACCACCCUCGGAGCAAUCAGAAGAUCCACGUUUUACUCUGCUUAAGCCUCUGCCAUCAGGCGGUGAUCAGGCUGGAAGGAUUGAAUCCGCUCGCGCAGUGUCCAAGAUGGGCCAUAUGCUUGUAGAGUUGGCAGCUACUCAACCUCCCCUUCUCAGUAAUAACGUCCCACCUGGAAGGCUUGCUGGCACUGACAGCCUGGAUUUCAAAGUGCUGCAGACGCAGAUCACAGAGCACAAGGCUCUCUGCCAGGCUGCUGAGGUGGAGAGAGACAGGCUCCUGGAACUGGUCACUGUGCUGCAGAAAAGAGGAUGUCAUCUGGAAGAAUCGCACUGGGAUUUCUGCCUUUGGAUGCAUGGAAACUUCUCUUGUUCCCUCUGCUGGGAGCUCUGGAGUAGGAUUCAGUGUUUAAGACUGGCUCAUUCGUUAUACUUAGGACAUAAAUAAGUUUGAACCACUUUUUUUGCAUAUCAGGGUGGAGGAAGGCAGUGAUAAAGUCUUGGAAGUUGAGAAGAGGCUUCAGGAAGAGCGGCGGCGAUGUGUCCUUUUGGAGCAGCAGCUUGAAAAACUACAAAUGGAUCCUGGGAGGAACACAAGUACACAGAAACCUCCUCUGAGGAGCAAAACAGGUGAGGUGGAGCUCUUAUCUACAUCUGUGUCCCCCAUCCUACCUGGGUGGUUAACAGCAGCAACAUUUGGGCUCUCAUCUCUCAAACCUACACGAGUGCUUGACCUUACACACAGGGAUUUGGACCUGCUUGGAGCAGUGGACUGAUACUGAAGGUGAAAUCCUGGCCCCGCUUAAUUCAAGAGGGCUCUGACACAGAUUUAAGUGGGACCAGGACUUUUGCAUUAUGUUGUUUUCGCGGGAUGAUGGUCUAGAGAAAGAACUUUACGCUGUUCUGCGUCUCUGCUGUGACCACUGCUGUGUUCCCUUUCCACUUCUGCCUGAGAGAUUCGUCUGAAGGUUAAGAGCAGAAUUAAAGGACGCAUCCCAAUUUAAGGCCUGUCAGUGUCGAUGAAAAAGUAUUGCUGGUGAUGUAGUAAUUAGAUCUGGUGUAAUUUAUUAUACCAAGAACAUGAUAAUCUCCUGCUAUAAAUAUGAAAGCCUUACUAGCGUAGUUAAAGGAGGAGAAUUCAUGAUGGAUGUUAAAUUUUUAUUUCUCUGAUCAGAUUCUUUAUUACUUAAGGACUCUGAUUCUGUAAGGUGUCUAAACCAAUAAAAUGGUACAUAUUCUUAAGG